Pteropus alecto (black flying fox) is the source of this 423-nucleotide messenger RNA. RefSeq names its product defensin beta 126 (gene DEFB126). Gene Ontology annotation, cellular component: extracellular region. Gene Ontology annotation, biological process: innate immune response. The record is from RefSeq and is a predicted model, not a curated record. The coding region runs from base 1 to 423 and encodes 140 amino acids. Lineage: Eukaryota; Metazoa; Chordata; Mammalia; Chiroptera; Pteropodidae. The transcript is spliced from 2 exons.
AUGAAGUCCCUACUACUCACUCUUGCAACAUUUUUGCUCCUAGCCCAGUUGGUCUCAGGUAGUUGGUAUGUGAAAAAGUGUGCAAACAGAAUGGGAAAUUGCAGGAGCAAGUGCAGAACUGGAGAGAUACGGAUACAACCUCCUACUGGGAUGUGCAGCAAGGAAAAACUGUGCUGUAUUCUGUCUGGCAAAGAUUUGAAUCCUCUUAUCUGUGCAGACAACGUAAAAACCACAACCACAGCACAAGGUGCAGUAACUAAAAAUGUGGCGCCUACCGAGAAUAUGGCGUCUAUGGCGACUAUGGCGACUAUGGCGUCUAUGGGGUCUAUGGCGUCUAUGGCGAGUAUGUCAACUACCGUGGCUGCAGUGAAUACGAACUCGCGGGCCCCGUCGGUGAUUACUACUGCUGGUGCUGUUGUUUGA